Molecule: messenger RNA, 2870 nt
Organism: Motacilla alba alba
Lineage: Eukaryota; Metazoa; Chordata; Aves; Passeriformes; Motacillidae
Product: cadherin-1-like
Exons: 16
Coding region: 111-2759 (882 amino acids)
Biological process (GO): adherens junction organization; calcium-dependent cell-cell adhesion; homophilic cell-cell adhesion
Cellular component (GO): catenin complex; plasma membrane; adherens junction
Molecular function (GO): cadherin binding; calcium ion binding
Source: RefSeq, a predicted model, not a curated record
GGGUGGACACCUGCGAGGAAGGAUCGGGAGGGGACCGGACGCACCUGCGACUCUGCGGCGGCAGCGCCCGAUCCCUCCGGCACCAACCGGCACCGGCACCGGCUCCGGCCAUGGGGCGGCGGGCGGGUUGCUCGGUCCCGCUGUGCCUCCUCUUGCUCCUGCUCCAGAGCGGGCAGCGGCUGUGCCAGCGGGCAGCGUCGUGCCAGCCCGGCUUCGCCGCCGAGACCUUCGCCCUGACGGUGCCGCGGGACAGCGUGGCGGCGGGACGGGCCCUGGGACGGGUGAGCUUUGUGGACUGUGGCGAGUCGCACCGUGCCGCCUUCCUCCCGGAUGACACGCGCUUCAAGGUGAGCAGGGAUGGCAUUGUCUCUGCCACCCGGCCCCUGCAGCUCCAGCAGCGGGAGAUCACCUUCGCUGUGCACACCUGGGACGCUGUGGGCAAGAAGCAUUCAGCCAAGGUGACCCUGCGCCACCGGCGGCACCAGCACCGACCCCACGAGCGGAUGCAGCAGGGCACGGUACCGGACAUGCUGAUCUUCCCGGAGCACGGGCACGGCCUCCGGCGGCAGAAGAGGGACUGGGUCAUCCCCCCCAUCAACUGCCCUGAGAAUGAGCGGGGGCCCUUCCCCAAGCAGCUGGUGCAGAUCAAAUCCAACAAGGACAAGGAGACCAAGGUUUUCUACAGCAUCACGGGGCAGGGAGCGGAUACCAUCCCCGUGGGCGUCUUCAUCAUCGAGCGGCAGACGGGGUGGCUGGAGGUGACAAAACCCCUGGACCGGGAGGAGAAGGACAAAUACGUGCUCUACUCCCACGCCGUGUCGGCCAACGGGCAGCCCGUGGAAGAUCCCAUGGAGAUCAUCAUCACCGUCACUGACCAGAACGACAACCGGCCCGUCUUCACCCAGCAAGUCUUUGUUGGCUACAUUGAGGAGAACGCAAAGCCGGGCACAUCUGUGAUGACCGUGAACGCCACGGAUGCCGACGAUGCGAUCAAUGUGAACAAUGGCAUCAUUGGCUACUCCAUCCUCAGCGAGGAGCCCAAGGGUCCACAGCGGAUGUUCACCAUCAAUGCUGAGAAGGGCAUCAUCAGUGUCAUUGGCACAGGACUGGACCGGGAGACCACUCCCAACUACACGCUGAUCAUCCAGGCUGCAGACCAGGAAGGCACUGGCCUGACCAACACUGCCACCGCCAUCAUCAAAGUCACUGAUGCCAACGACAACCCUCCCGUCUUCGACCCCAGCACGUAUGAGGAGUCAGUGGACGAGAACGAGGUGGGGGUGCUGGUGGCCCGGCUGCAUGUGACAGACCAGGACCUGCCAGGCUCCCCGGCCUGGCGCGCCGUCUACCACAUCCAGAGCGGGGACCCGCAGGGCAACUUCGAGAUCACCACUGACCCCAAAACGAACGAUGGGCUCCUGAAAACUGCCAAGGGCCUGGAUUAUGAGACCCAGAACCGCUACAAGCUGGUGGUGUCAGUGGAGAACGAGGUCCCCUUCACCGUGGCCCUGAAUCCUGCCACAGCCAAUAUCCUGGUGGUGGUCAGGGACGUGAAUGAAGCCCCCAUCUUCAAACCCCCAGUCAAGCAGGUGGAGGUGAUGGAGGAUGUGCCGGUGGGAUACCAGGUCACCUCCUACACAGCCCAGGACCCCGACAAGGACCAGAGACAGAGAAUCACGUAUCGCAUGGGCAGUGACCCCGCGGGGUGGCUGGCCAUUGACCCUGAGAACGGCAUCGUCACAGCAGCCCAGUCACUGGACCGGGAGUCGGCACAUGCCAUCAACAGCACCUACAAGGCCAUCAUCCUGGCCGUGGACAACGGGUCACCAAACUAUGCCACCGGCACGGGGACGCUGCUCCUCCUGCUUCAGGAUGUGAAUGACAACGGGCCCGUGCCAGAGCCCCGGAGCUUCGACAUCUGCAACCGGCAGCCCGAGGAGCAGACGCUGAAGAUCAUCGACAAGGACCUGCCCCCCAACACCCACCCCUUCAAGGCAGAGCUGAUGCACGGCUCUGGCAGCAACUGGACUGCCAGCGUGGCGCAGCCAGACGAGGUGAAGCUGAGCAUGAAGAAGGAGCUGGAGCCGGGCGAGUACAGCAUCUUCCUGAAGCUGAUGGACGCGCAGGGCAAGGAUCAGAUCACGGCGGUGCGAGCCCAGGUGUGCAGCUGCGAGGGGGCAGCCAAGAACUGCGAGCGGCGAGCCUACAUCUCCGGCGGCAUGGGUGUGCCCGCCAUCCUGGGCAUCCUGGGGGGCAUCCUGGCGCUGCUCAUCCUCCUGCUGCUGCUGCUGCUCUUCGCGAGGAGGAGGAAGGUGGUGAAGGAACCACUGCUCCCACCCGAGGAUGACAUGAGGGACAAUGUGUACCACUACGACGAGGAGGGCGGUGGCGAGGAGGACCAGGACUACGACCUGAGCCAGCUGCACCGGGGGCUGGACGCCCGGCCCGAGGUGAUCCGAAACGACGUGGCCCCCCCGCUCAUGGCGGCCCCCCAGUACCGGCCCCGCCCCGCCAACCCCGACGAGAUCGGCAACUUCAUUGACGAGAACCUGAAGGCGGCCGACACGGACCCCACGGCCCCCCCCUACGACUCGCUGCUGGUGUUCGACUACGAGGGCAGCGGCUCGGAGGCCACCUCGCUCAGCUCCCUCAACUCCUCAGCCUCCGACGGCGACCAGGACUACGACUACCUCAACGACUGGGGCGGCCGCUUCCGCAAGCUGGCCGAGCUCUAUGGCGGCGGCGAGGAGGACGAUUAGGCACCCCCGGCCCGCUGCUGCCACCUCAUUUCACCCCUCUGGACUCGUGUCGGUCUCUGUCCGGGGUGGCCAAACCUCCUCCAGCACCCCCUGAACCCUGUGCCCGUGUCU